AUGUGCUACGAAUGGAAGAACCGCUUCGCCUGCGGGCACGUCGGCUUCCACAAGGUCGAGCGCUGCCACUCGCUAGGGUCCGGCUGCUUCGGCCCCGACGGUUCCGAGCGCUUCCUCGAUGUCGACGGGCUCUGCUACGACUGCACGGCGCGCCUGCAGGACCCGGAGCCGACGGCGGGAGAGGGGGAUCCGUUUCGGGAGGGGACGGAUAUGGUUGGAGGGGGAGGGGGAGGGGAUAGUGGGGAUCGGGGAGCUGGAGGGGGAGGUGGAGGACGGAAGCGAAAUGCACCGACCGAGAGCAGCCCGAGGACGACGCGCUCAAGCACAAGGGCAGCGGGACAAAGUACCGCUCGACGGACAGCUGCGGGUCGAGAUGCCGCCGUCCCAGACAUUUACCGCCAGAUGGUGACCGAGGCGAGAGCUGAAAUUAAUUCCCAAGGCUCUGGUAUUUCGGAACGACCCUUGAAGCGCAGGCGUCCGGGAGAGGGGCGACCAACGAGAACUGAAACGCCCAAAAAUAAGGCCGCCAAAGACAUCAGCAACGAAUUGAGCAAAGUUGUUGUCGGCGAUGCUUCGGAUGAUGACCUGUUUGGGGAUGUCGCUUUACCAACGCCCACGGUACAGACCAUGACAAGGGAUUCGGACGAAGAGGACGAUGACGACAUCGACUUUGAAGAUGUAGCGAUCGAGGCGGCCGGGUCAUCGGUGGCGGCGGCAGGCAAAGGGUCUCAGGAACUAAGUCUGGACCUUUCCGCCCACAUGGCGGCCCUGGCCCCGCGUCGGGCAGACCGUCGCAAGGCCAUCAGCAGAGAAGAGAAGGAGCGCCGUGUCGAUAUUCACAAGGCGCAUCUCGUCUGCCUCCUAGCGCACGUGGAGCUCAGGAACCGGUGGUGCAACGAUCGCGGUGUCCAAGAUGCGCUUCGGCCACUGAUCCCUCAGAAGACGGUGUCUGCCCUGAUACCCAGAGCCAGCCUGAAUCAGUUUGGCCGUUCAGAGUCGCUGAGGAAGGGUCUCCAGGAGGCGAAGGAGCUGUUCAAGCUUAGAUUUACCAUCAUAGAAAGAGGGCUACGGAGGGCGUUGUGGGCCGAGGAUGAAGAACAGUUAAAAGACUAUCAACUUCCGGAUGAUAUGGAGUCCACGCUAGAGAAGAGUGAUUUCCUCGAAGCGGCCAGGACGCUUAGAGGCUCCCGCGAUGUCGGUACCCAGCUGUUUUGUUCCCUUCUGCGAUCUGUUGGAGUGGAAGCCAGACUCGUCUGCUCCCUCCAACCUUUAUCUUUCGUCCCUGGAGCCCCUCCGAUGCCGAAGCAACGGAGAUCACAGGCACAGACACCACAGAAACAGCCAUCCAAAUUUGAUAUGUACGCAGCUGCUGUGGCGAAGCACGAGACCAAGUACCCGGAUUUCCAGGCUGGCGCAACGACCCCCUCUCCGCGUCGACGGCUCGGGCAUCCACAUGCAGCCGCCUACCAACCCCCGUCUAUAACUCCACCGUCUCAACCCCCCAUCCCGUCCACUUCGCAACUCCCCAGAGUCAUUCGUGGCGAGUCCCCGUUCCCGGUAUACUGGGUCGAAGUCCUGGAUGUGGCCCAUCAGAGCUGGCACCCCGUGGACCCCCUCGUAACCGGCACGCAAUGGAAACCGCGUGCCCUCGAACCGCCGGCCUCGGACACCCUCAACACGCUCACCUACGCCAUCGCCUUCGAAGCCGACGCCAGCGCCCGCGACGUCACGCGCCGCUACGCAAAAGCCUACACCUCCAAAACCCGCCGACAGCGCAUCGACGGCCUGCCCACCCCCACCAACCCACCACCACCACCACCACCGGACCCCUCCAACCCCAACCCCCACCCCCUACCCGGCCAGCGAUGGCUCCGCCUCGCACUAAAACGCUACACGCGCCCGCACCCGACCGACCUGGACCAGAUCGAGCGCCACGAGCUGUCCGCGGCGGAGGCGCGCGAGCCCAUGCCGCGCAACGUCGCCGACUUCAAGGACCACCCGGUCUACGCGCUGGCGCGCCACCUGCGCCGCGGCGAGGCCCUCGUCCCCGGCGCCCAGGCCAGCGGCACGGUGAGCGCGGGCGCGAAGGCACCGCUCGAGCGCAUCUAUCGCCGCGCGGAUGUGAGGGUGGUGAGGAGUCGGGAGCGGUGGUAUAGGUUGGGGAGGGUGGUAAGGGAUGGGGAGGAGGCGGUUAAGAGUUGGGUGCGGCCGAGGAGGAGGAGGGGGAGGGGGGUGAGGGGGGGUAGUGAGGGGAGUGAAGGGGAAGAUGAUGAUGAGGAUCCGGAUCGGGUGGGGUUGUUUGGUGAUGCGGCGAGGGGGUACACGCCGCUGUAUAUGAUGGAGCAGACCGACGCGUAUGAGGCGCCGCCUGUUGUUGGCGGCAGGGUGCCCAAGAAUAAGUUUGGCAACCUGGACCUGUACGUGCCGAGUAUGGUGCCCCGCGGCGGCGUGCAUGUCAGGCAUCAGAGGGCUGCGCAUGCGGCGUUUAUAUUGGGGGUGGAUUAUGCGCCUGCGUUGACGGGGUUUGAGUUUCGCGGGCGACAUGGCACGGCGGUGCUGAAUGGCGUUGUGGUACCCGAGGAGGCUGGGGAGGGGGUGUGGGCGGUGAUUGGGGGGCUGGAAGAUAUGGAGGCCGAGGAGGAGGAAGAGAGGCGGUCGAGGAGGGCGUUGAGGAUGUGGAGCCGGUUCUUGAAGGGGCUGAGGAUCAGGGAGAGGAUUUGGGCUGGAGUGGACGAGGAGGCAGAGGAGGCGGGGGGAGCGGAGGAUAAGGGGAAGGGGAGGGAAGUGGAAGUGGAUGAAGAUGUGGGUAUGGAGGAUGUGAGUGAGGAGGAAAUGGGAGGAGGUGGAUUCUUUGUCCCGGAUGAAGACGAUGAUGGUGACGAUGACGGGGGAGGCGGUGGGUUUAUUACAGGUAAAAUGGGCGGCAAACCGCCAUCCCAACCAACCGCAACACCCCUCCCGAUCAACUGGCCACCCCAUAUUCCCUAUCUCGCAACGCCCUCUUACUCACCGCACCUAACCCCAGCCCAUCUCCGUGCUCUCGGCACCCGGCCGGCGGACCCAUCAGACCCGCUCCCUGAGAUCCCCCGCGAUCUCAAGCCGGGCCCGUGUCCGUCGGUCCGCAUCACCCCGAUCACCGACCCUACUCACCCCGCUCACGGCCAAGCCGGCCUCUUCGCCACGCGCGAGCUCGCCCCCGGCACGCUGAUCCUGCCGUACCUGGGCGAGGUGCACGUCGGCACGGCACCCUUUGGACGCCCUCCCAACGCCAGCGGCAGCAGCUCCGACCAUGACGGCUACGACUACGCCGGGUCGGACUACGACCUGUGGCUGGACCGCGACGCGGACCUGGCGGUGGACGCGGCGCGGGCGGGCAACGAGGCGCGGUUCGUGAAUGACUACCGCGGCGUGCCGGGUCGUGCGGGGAGGAAGGCGAAUGCCGAGUUUAGGGUUGUUUGGGAUGGGCGGAGGGGGGAGAGGUGCAUGGCCGUGUUUGUGCUCCCGGCCGGGAAGAGGGCGACGGGGAGGGCGAGGGUGGUUGGGGUGGCGAGGGGGGAGGAGGUGUUGGUUAGUUAUGGGAGGGGGUUUUGGCAGGGGCGGAGGGAGGAGGAGGCUGGUGGGGAUGGGGAUGGGGAGUGGGAGGGGAGUAAGGCGUGA
Messenger RNA from Chaetomium fimeti, 3657 nucleotides. RefSeq lists its product as uncharacterized. The record is from RefSeq and is a predicted model, not a curated record. The transcript has 5 exons. Gene Ontology annotation, biological process: mismatch repair; nucleotide-excision repair. Lineage: Eukaryota; Fungi; Ascomycota; Sordariomycetes; Sordariales; Chaetomiaceae. Gene Ontology annotation, cellular component: cytoplasm; nucleus; XPC complex. The coding region runs from base 1 to 3657 and encodes 1218 amino acids. Gene Ontology annotation, molecular function: protein binding; single-stranded DNA binding; damaged DNA binding.